This is a messenger RNA of Bombina bombina (fire-bellied toad), 1469 nucleotides long. RefSeq names its product family with sequence similarity 50 member A (gene FAM50A). Lineage: Eukaryota; Metazoa; Chordata; Amphibia; Anura; Bombinatoridae. The transcript is spliced from 14 exons. The record is from RefSeq and is a predicted model, not a curated record. Gene Ontology annotation, biological process: chromatin organization. Gene Ontology annotation, cellular component: nucleus. Bases 157 to 1188 code for a protein of 343 amino acids.
CGUCAUUUCAUCGGGCUGUGUUUUUCACUCGCUUGACGUCAUUUUCCGUCGCCGCUGUGUUGUGUUCCUGCGUUUUGCUUGUGUGUAAGUCAGUGUGCUGUGUAUCUUCGUGUGACUGACAGCCGGUAACACCGGUGACUUUACAAGGUUGCAAACAUGGCUCAGUACAAGGGAGCGGCCAGUGAGGCCGGAAGAGCCAUGCAGCUCAUGAAGAAGCGAGAAAAACAGCGAGAGCAGCUGGAACAGAUGAAGCAGAAGAUAGCGGAGGAGAAUGUGGUUAAAGCCAACAUCAACAAGAAGUUCUCUGCUCAUUAUGAUGCUGUGGAAGCGGAGCUGAAAUCCAGCACAGUGGGUUUGGUGACCCUAAAUGACAUGAAAGCUAAGCAAGAGGCUCUUGUGAAAGAGAGAGAGAAGCAACUAGCAAAAAAGGAGCAGUUCAAAGAUCUUCAGCUAAAACUGGAGAAGCAGAGGGAAAGAGAGCGGAAGAAAGAACAGAAACGCAAAAUCGCCAGUUUGUCGUUUAAUUUGGAUGAAGAUGAGGAGGAAGAAGACGAAGAUGAUGAUGAAGAUGAUGAUGAAAUGGAAGAUGAUGAAGACAUAAUAAAGGAAGAAUUGCCAAAGAAGAAAAAGAAGCUUGGGAAAAAUCCAGAUGUGGAUACAAGUUUCUUGCCAGACAGAGAUAGAGAGGAAGAAGAGAAUAGGCUUCGAGAAGAACUUAGACAGGAGUGGGAACGUAAACAGGAAAAGAUAAAGAGUGAAGAAAUAGAGAUCACAUUCAGUUACUGGGAUGGGUCUGGACAUCGCAGAACAGUAAAGAUGAAGAAGGGGAACACGAUGCAGCAGUUUCUGCAGAAAGCCCUGGAGAUCCUACGUAAAGACUUCAGUGAACUCAGGUCUGCUGGUGUCGAGCAGCUCAUGUACAUAAAGGAAGAUCUCAUUAUCCCACAUCAUCACAGUUUUUAUGACUUCAUUGUGACAAAGGCAAGAGGAAAAAGUGGUCCUCUCUUUAAUUUUGAUGUUCACGAGGAUGUGCGGUUGCUGAGCGAUGCGACAGUGGAAAAGGAUGAGUCUCAUGCUGGCAAAGUUGUACUCCGUAGCUGGUACGAGAAAAACAAGCACAUAUUUCCAGCAAGCCGGUGGGAACCAUAUGACCCGGAGAAGAAGUGGGACAAAUACACGAUCCGGUGAUACGUCCAGUGACCUGACCACUGGCACUAGCCCAAAAUGCCCUUUUACAAGGAACUACAGUUAUGAAUAAUAAAAGGAAGAAAAUAGUCUAUAUUGUUUUUGACAUUGUUUUCAUUUUGUGAUUUUACAGCCUUGAAACACCUUUGGUUAAAUAAAAGCAUCUAUUUUUUUUUUAUUUCAUGUUCAAUGAUCUCCUGUAGAACAUUUAUCUAUUGUCAUGUAUAGUGAAGAAUAUUAUUUUACGCUGAAUUUUUACAGUAAUAAAUACUUGGAUGCCCUUG